Molecule: messenger RNA, 1018 nt
Organism: Macrobrachium nipponense
Lineage: Eukaryota; Metazoa; Arthropoda; Malacostraca; Decapoda; Palaemonidae
Product: U-scoloptoxin(01)-Cw1a-like
Exons: 2
Coding region: 102-506 (134 amino acids)
Cellular component (GO): extracellular region
Molecular function (GO): chitin binding
Source: RefSeq, a predicted model, not a curated record
GAGAGAGAAGGCAGAUCCUUCCCUCCAGACUUCGGGUCCUCACUAGCUCAGAAUAUCUCGAGGCUCAGUUCUUCUUCUGAUCUACUACGCCAGCCACCACGAUGAAAUCCGUCAUCAUCGCUCUCGCCCUCCUUGGAGCAGCCGCUGCUUUGCCCGGCCUCCGCCAAAGGAGGGACUCUUUGCCCUUCCUCUUCGAACUGCCCUCCAACGCCUCUCUCAUCUUGGGUGGGAUUCAGACGGGUUUUGAAUGCAGUGACCUUCCCUACGGGUACUACGCCGACCAAGCCAACAGCUGCGCCAUCUACCACGUCUGCCUGCCUUACAUCGACAACGAUGUCUACGUCUCCCGCCAUUUCUCCUUCCUCUGCGGGGAGGGGACCAUCUUCGACCAGGAAAGGCUGGUCUGCGACUUCCCAGAGAGGGCCAUUCCCUGUGAUCAAGCCGCCUCCUUCAGGAGGUCUAAUGAGUACUUCGGGCGUGAUGUACCCAAGUUCCUGGAAAAGUAGAUCUGCAAAUUCGGUACUAAAAAAAAGUAGGAAAUUUAAGGUUCCUAAUUUUAUGUCUGGGUUUCCAUAGGGCAUGUGAGUUCCUUUAGGUAAGCUGUCAUUAGAAGAAGAUCUAAUGAGUAUUUUAGCCACGGUGUAACCAGGUUCUUGCUUAAAUUGCUUAGAGUAUUUCUUUAAAAAAAUGGUGAGUAUAUUAUUACUAAUAAUUCACAGAUGGUUAUUUCGGGAUUUAGGUUGUUAGAUAUAUGAAACUUCUUCAUAUACAUAUGACCAGAAGCAUUUGCGAAACAACUUCUGUAGGUAUAAGAAGCUGAUAUUUAUUUUGCUAGAGAUACUGAGUCUGACGAAAUAAACAUAACUUAAUCAUUCGUUCAUAUUUUGUAUCAAAAAGUGGUUAGGAAAAGUACUUACAAGCUGAUGCAAACAUGAAUGAAUUAAUAAAACCUGUACGUUCAAAAUGCUCUCUUCGGUGGAAAGCACCGCACCUUCAAUAAAAUGUAAUUUUUCAAAUA